Syzygium oleosum is the source of this 1198-nucleotide messenger RNA. RefSeq names its product transcription factor bHLH162-like. The transcript is spliced from 3 exons. Bases 200 to 748 code for a protein of 182 amino acids. Gene Ontology annotation, cellular component: RNA polymerase II transcription regulator complex. Gene Ontology annotation, molecular function: protein dimerization activity; RNA polymerase II transcription regulatory region sequence-specific DNA binding; DNA-binding transcription factor activity, RNA polymerase II-specific. The record is from RefSeq and is a predicted model, not a curated record. Gene Ontology annotation, biological process: regulation of transcription by RNA polymerase II. NCBI's taxonomy places the organism in Eukaryota, Viridiplantae, Streptophyta, Magnoliopsida, Myrtales, Myrtaceae.
CCAUUUAAAGGCACGCAUGCACACAAACAUCAGACCUCUUCACUUUCCAAAUACUCUCUCUCUCUCUCUCUCGAAAGUCUCAGGAGUCUUUCAAGACGCACUCUCUUUUCAACUAUUGCCUUCUGCUCUUUUUCAGGCACAAUAAUCUUGUAUUCUGUAGGUGAAUGCUACUACAGCAGAUCAAAUCUGGAACGCAAAGAUGAACAAAAGCACAAGCAACAAUCAGUCACCGAAAGUCGAGCGCAAAACCGUGGAGAAAAACCGAAGAAUCCACAUGAAAAAUCUCUGCUCCGAGCUUGCUUCCCUCAUUCCUCAACACAAUAUCACUACUUCUAAGCAAGAUCAGCUGGAUCAAGCUACGUCACACAUAAAGCAGUUGAAAGAAAAUAUUGAUGGGUUGAAACUGAGGAAGGAACAAGCAAUACUGCAGUCCGUAGGGAUUGACCCAAGCAGCUCUUUGACUUCAUCGAAUGAUCAGGAGGCUAAACUAGGGUUCGUGCCUCCAGUGUUUGAACUGAGAGACCACGGUUUAUGUCUGGAAGUGAUCUUGAUCAGUGGGAGGAGGAAGAACUUCAUGUUGUCUGAAGUGAUCAGCAUUCUUGAGGAAGAAGGAGCUGAGGUUGUCAGUGCCAGCUUUUCUGUUAUCGGUGAUAAGAUCUUCCACACACUCCAUGCUCAGGUGAGACUAUGUAGAGUUGGAGUAGAGACCACGAGGGCAUAUGAGAGAUUGAAAGAAUUGAUCCGCUGAUUCUCUCUCUAGAGAUCGAUCUUAUAAUGUUGCAACAACAAACAGUACGAGAAAAGACAUGAACUUGUGCCUGGAAAAAUGGUAAUCAGCAGAAGCAGAUUGGAGAUGGAACGAAAUUAAUAAUCGACGUAUAUUUUAUGUCUGUUGUAGAACUAAAGUAGCCACGACCAGCGGGCAAUAUAGUUAUUUGUAGCAAAUGUUGAAGAAGUAACCUUAGCAAUAUAAGAGGCCAACAGAGAAUGAUAUGUGUGAAAGGGUUACAUACGGUUAUUAUGUGCUGUUUGUAUACCGAUACAACUAUAUACCAAUUCUGAAGCGAUUGUGGAUCUCUAAAAUAUCCUUUUUGUACCACUCAUCAGGGAGUUACGAUUUACAUCAUGUCGAUUCACUUCGAGAAAUAAAUUGAUCUUUUGCAUAAGAGAUAAUGACACAAAUGUUCCAUGAAAUUUA